AUGAGUAGAAAGAAGGUGAGACUUCAAUACAUAAUCAAUCAAUCCAGCCGAAGAUCAACCUACAACAAAAGAAAAUCAAGUUUACUGAAGAAGGUUAACGAAAUCAGUAUCCUUUGUGGAAUAGAAGCAUGUGUCGUAGUUUAUGGUGAAAACAAUGCUGAACCAGAGGUUUGGCCACCUGGUCCAGGAACACAAAAUGUGUUACACAAAUUUCGUGGUUUAUCUGAACUCGAAAGAAACAAAAGGGCGGAGGAUUUGGAGGGUUACUUGAAGAAAAGCAUAGAGAAAUCCCAGGAGCAGUUGAGAAAACAAAUUUCGGAGAAUAAGAAAAAGAGAUUUACCAAUUUCAUUGAUAAAGCCCUUAUUAAUCAGCAUAACAAUGUCGAUCUUGUGAGCAUGAAUGAACUCAAUGAUAUGAAGGAUGAACUCAAUGAUCUGACGAAAUUUAUUGAUAGCAAUAUCAAUGAAGUCGAAAAAAUGUUGAAUUCGAUGAAUGUUGAAGUAGAAGAGCAUGUUGGUAAUGGAAUUGAAGCUAUGAUUGGAAUUGAGCAGCAGGGUAAUAGUGGAAAUGCAAUUAAUGAAGGAGAUAUGCAUGCUGAUGUCCAUGGUUUGAAUAUCCAAAAUAAUUAUCAAUAUGUUCCUUGGGACAAUCCCAUGUUAUCAUAUCAUGAUUAUAAUAUGGAUACAGAUGGUCUUUGA
Molecule: messenger RNA, 699 nt
Organism: Vicia faba (fava bean)
Lineage: Eukaryota; Viridiplantae; Streptophyta; Magnoliopsida; Fabales; Fabaceae
Source: the annotation of a GenBank genome assembly